ACUGCGCUCGUCGGAGGAGUCUCUGAGACCUGCUUCACCCCGUCUGAUCAAGAGACCCGCAGGUUCGCGUCGUCUAGCGCUGGCUCUCCAGGAUUCCCUGAGACGAGAAGAGCGCGACGAGUGAUCGGCGUUGUCCGUCGUGGCGAGGACCGGUUCGAUGACUCGAUUGGCAGAUCAUUUAGGUGAAAUCGUGCGAGCAUUGCCCCGAAGAAUCCCAGACAGGCGUCGCGAAACAGGUGAACAACUGGACGCAGCUUCGAGGGUAGACGUUACAGAGACUGCCUGAAUCCACGAUUUCUGCCUCACCGAAAUUUGAGAAUAAAAAGUAUUGCUUUGCAAGCUUAUUUUGCAUGGUAAAACGCGACUGUUCUCAUCGACUUCAUUCACUUAGGAUCCAUCAUAGAUACCGGUUACGAUCUAUCAUAAGUAGAAGGAAAAAUUGAAUGGCGCGAUGAAGGAGAAGCGGUAAUUGCAAUUGGAGGAGAUCGAUGCUCCUUAAGGGGAAGUGACGUCCACGUCGUAUCAUAACAAUUGGUGCGAGCCACUGCGAACAAUAAGGUCAGGGUGUCGUUGCACUGCACGUAGCGUCUCGCGCCUAGUUGGAUAAGCUCCGACGAGGUUGAGCGAGUAAGCGAUAAGAGGAAUUCGAUCUUUCAAAACUGAGAGUGUGCCGCAGAAAGUGCGAUCAUCAUGUUGACGGAGAGCUGGCUCAACAUCACUUCGGUCAUUAAUAUGACAACGACGAUGAUGCCCGAUAUAAUGAGCAGCGUUGCGCCAAAGAGACACGUGACUUUCGUGCCUCAACUCGUGCUGACUCUCGUCUACGUAACCGGCGUCAUCGGCAAUGUGUCCGCUCUUGUCAUUCUCUUUCAUCGAGAUAAGGGGAGGAACCGCAAGCACCUGCUAAUGUUGCGUUGUCUGGCAACCAACGAUCUCACCGCUUUACUGGGGAUGCUGGUACAGAUGUAUGUCACAAUUUAUGUCGGUAACGUGGCCUCCACGCGAAUAUUUUGCUCUUUACGAGUGGUCUGGCGACUUUUCGGCCUCUUCAGUGGUUGUGUCGCUAUCGUCAUGGCGGGGGAGAGAUGGCUGGCCUUAACUAGGCCCUUCGUUUAUCAGAAGCAGGUGACGUAUCCGGUAAUUGUGCGGUGCAUGUUGGCGCUUUGGUUAGCAGCGUUGGCGUUGACCAGCCUUCCAGUUUUGGGUUUCGGAUUAUACUACAAAGGCGAACGUUGCGUACGUUACAGGGAGGCCACUGAACCGAGAGACAUCGCUUACGCUUAUGUAUGGUGCCUUUUCGGCACGCUUCUAUGUUUGUCCAUUGUUUGGUGCAAUCUGGCGGUCUCCAGGGCUCUGAGUAGAUUAGGUCGUCGCACAGGUGCCCUCAGACGAAUCUGCAGAGCUUCAUCGAGAGCAAAACCAUUGCUGAGAAUAGCCGGAAUUCCAGGUCGGCAGGAAAUCGUUGCUACGGUUGAAGAGAGGGCAUUUGCAAGGCUUAUGGCGGUAUUGUCCAUAUCGUUCGUUAUUUGCUGGAUGCCUCAUAUGAUAUCUAUUCCAUUGGCCCAAUUUGCGAUGAAGCUACCUCCGACGGCUGUCACUACACGAAAAUGUAUUCGUAUCUUCUUCAUCAUGGCCGAUAUUCUUUUAUGCAUUCACUUCACACUCGAUCCGUAUAUUUAUGUGAUUCUACGAAUGCCACGUCCGAGAUUCAGAUUGCUGAAGCCGCUCUGCAGGAUCUGUUGGCCGGAUCGAAGUCGCUCUGGCUCGUUCACAGGAACGAUGGAUCACCAAUGCAGCAGUGGUGACCCGCCUACGCCGAUUACCGAGGCUCCGUCGACACCUGUUAGCGAGGAACACGAGUCGCAUGUGGUGACAGCAUCGGUCUGAGGACGGUUUCUGAUCUUCUUAACCCUUAUGUCAAUACCUGAGUACCUUCCCCACUUUAGGUAUCUUUUAAAAAAUUUUAAUUAAUAUAUUAAUUAACUUUAAUUAAUAAGUAUUUUUUAUUAAAAUAUCGCCAAAUGUAAUAUCUGAUCUCCCUCCCCCCUAUUAUUUGAACAAUUUUACAUAAGUUUACUCACUUAUUCAAAAACAUGUUGGGAAAAGAUUUUGAAUUUUUGGUCAUGAAACUUGAUCACACGGUUGUUUAAUAGGUACAAUUUACAACGUACCAAUCUUUACAAAAUAAAGCUGAAAUUUAAAAUAGGGGAUCAAAGAUACUUGUAAAAAAUAUUGGAAUUCUAAGAUAUUGAAUAUAUUUGCACCAAAAUAAGUAUAUACCUGUUUCUGGGAUCAUUGAUGAGACAGACAUGACAAAAUUGUAAAUCUAAUUUUGGUAUUUAACCAAGCAAUACAUGUCAACAUGUGAAUAAAAGCAUGAUCUGAAUGCAUUAAUAUAAUGAAAAUAUUAUUAGAAAAUCGUCAAACUGUUCAGCCUACAUUAGAUUCUUAAUAACAAAAAGUUGAAAUUCUGAUCGUAGAUUUGUCUCAUUAGUAAUCCCAAAAAACCUGUAUAUACUUAUUUUAGUAACUAGAUUCAAUAUUUUAGAAUUCCAAUAUUUUUCACAACUAUCACAGAUCUGUUAUUUCGAAUUUCAAAGCUUUAUUGUUAAAAAUUUGCAUGAGUAAGUUGUAAAGCGAUUCAUAACAAAUAAAUUAAAAAAAUUAUUCGUUUAAGUAAUAAACCGUGCAGUAACUUUUGUCCAAAAAAAUGUCUUUUAUCUCAUCGUGCGUCGCGUUAAACAAAUUUAUACAAGGCAAAAAAAGAGAGAGAAGGGGAGUUGAGAUCGUUAUGCAAACUAUCGUUAGAAGAAGCUGAGGAAAUAUUCUUAGAAAAGUUGAACAAGGGAAGCCUUUUUCUACUUGUAACAUAAGAAAUUCCAUAAUAAAUACUCGAGAACCCGGGUCGUAAUGUAAAGUAAAAUGUUUGGGCAUUGACAUAAUGAUUAAAGCGAGCGAAAAAUCACGACGUAAACGUUUCGGUCGCUCGAACACUGGAAGACAUUUGUCUUAUUUUCGAUCGACUUGUUAAAAACUCCGUUCAUUUGCGCCAGGCAAGUGAUAGUGAUGUUGACUUUCCGCGCGCGAAAUUAAAAUGUUACUUAAAGAGAUUACUUUAAGGAAGAGAAUGCAUAGUUUGUAAAUAAGAGAAUUGAAUGUAUAUUCCAAUAUAUGUCUAUAAAUUUCUAGUCAAUAACGAGCGCGAGAAUAACGAUUUGACAGAACGUAUAAUCACAUCAUGGGCAAUCAUCAAAGUGUGACGCCGUGUGACGGGGCGUACGUACAAACGUGAAUCAUACUUUUGUAGAUUACAAUUCGUAAGAAUCUAUUAGGUCGCUGAAUCUAUUAGGUCGUUCAUUAAGUUCUGCGAUUUUUUUGCCUUAAAUUGAAACACAAAUCUACCGCAAAACUUAAUGGACGAUCUAAUACAAUGUGUUCUUUGUGUCUUGUUUCUGCUUUUCGUUUCUUGUUUCUUGUAUUCUUAUCGUCUAAAGCCUGAUCUACAAUAUGCUCUUUGCUUCCUACUUCUUUCUCUUUAUCUUUUUCUGACUCUAAUCUUAAGCUUUAAGCUUAAAGCAGAAAAAGAUAGAAGACAAGAAAUAGGACGUAAAAAGUAUAUUGUAGAUCAGGCUUGAAACCAAGGAACAUCGUCGUAUGCAAUUUGUUCUCUCUGAGGGAAAGUGUCACUUUGCGUGGACCAAUCGAUCGUUUUGAUUAGGUAACAGACUGACCAACUCCUUUAACUUCACUGGUAUUUUGUAUCUUUUGUAUUUCUUGUUAUCGUCGCUUCGAGAUAAAAGUUGACGAACUCCAGAAGAAUCAAGAGACAAAAGACACAAUCGUCGAUAAAGCUUGAUCUACAAUAUGCUCUUUGCGUUCUGUUUCUUGCUUCUGUCUUUUUCUGGCUUAAAGCUUAAGAUUUGAAUCAGAAAGAGAUAAAGAGAAAGAAGCAGGAAGCAAAUAACAUAUUAUAGAUCAAGCUUAAAACAGUACAUCGAGAAGCAAAUAUGCAAAAAGUGAAAAGCAGAAAACAGGAAGCAAAGAACAUUUUGUAGAUUAAGUUGCAAGAACGCAUUGAUAUCGUUCUAUGACGUCAUCGCCUCCACAUCUCUAUUGUGACAGAAUCAAAUGUGUUUGAUUUUCAAUCAUGGAGCUUGUAAGCGUAAAGCAGGAUAUAAAUGUUUAAAAAUUAAGCGACUACGAUACUCUUCAUUUCUUAGAUUUCUAUCAAAUAGAACGCUAUAAUCUAACAUUGAAAAUAAGUACGAGAAUCGUGAUGUGCAGCUGCAGCCCAAUAAAUCUCUGAAGCUUUAAAUAUGCACGACACGAUUAACUUCGCGAAUUAUUUAUUUAGAAUUCUUUUAUAUGAUUUACUUAUGCUUUUUAUUUCAUCAAGCGUGAGAGCAACUUGAAUAAGCACAACAGUACGAUUCACGUUCGUACGCCUUCACGUCUUGUGGGAACGCGACAUAAUGUCAUCAGAAUCGGGAAAAGUAGCGCGGAAAUGUAUUCCAGAUAUAUUCGUCGCGAGAGACCAAACAUAAACACAUAGAUAUAAAUUAUAAUGUCUUAAAAAACAGUUUUUCUGAGAGAAGAAAGUGUGGUUUAUAAGUAUAAAAUACAUUAAAACAAUAAUAAUAUAUACAUAAAAUACAUUUUUUUGGAGAUAUUAGUAUUUUUAGCAUAUAUUUGGAAUACUGUGUCCGAUCCUAGACGCAGCAUAUUGCAAAGAUAUUUUAUAAAUGUUUUAGUUAUGUAAGAUUUAAUUAGUUGUAAACAAGGUGUUUCUAGAUUUAGGUGUCCCACCGCAUCAAUCGCGUUGACUGACAAAUAUUCUUUCAUUAAUAUUUUAAUAAUUACCAUAAUAGAGUUUAGAACAGUACAGGAUUUUUCUAUGUAAUGUAAUAAGAUUUAUGCCUGCACACAACUAACUCUAACUCUCAGCAUCUAAUCCUAGACAUCUUGUAUAAUUAAUGGAUAUGUAAAAUAAGUUUUGUUUUUUCAUAAUCUUUUUAUUACACAUUUUUUCAUUGACGUUAAAAAAAUAUGUAUAGAAUGUCUGACAAACAAAAAAAAA
Messenger RNA from Odontomachus brunneus, 5077 nucleotides. Its product is annotated as prostaglandin E2 receptor EP2 subtype. The transcript is spliced from 6 exons. Lineage: Eukaryota; Metazoa; Arthropoda; Insecta; Hymenoptera; Formicidae. The coding region runs from base 691 to 1887 and encodes 398 amino acids. Gene Ontology annotation, molecular function: G protein-coupled receptor activity. Gene Ontology annotation, cellular component: plasma membrane. Gene Ontology annotation, biological process: adenylate cyclase-activating G protein-coupled receptor signaling pathway; inflammatory response; positive regulation of cytosolic calcium ion concentration. The record is from RefSeq and is a predicted model, not a curated record.